GUUCAAAGCUGCUCCCGUACUGGAGGUCGAGAGACAUACAUGCUUUUUCCAAUGAGAAUCUGUGAAAAAUAAACGCAAAAUGGAAAGUAAUAAACUAGAAGAAAUCACGGGGAAGUUAGAGAGGUCUCUGUCUAUAGACAUGGAAAAGAUGGACAAGUUCGACAGAUACCGGCAGGAGGGGAAGGAGGCUGCCCUGCGCGGCGAGCUGCCACGUGCUCUUGAGCUGUUUCAGCUAGCUUACCAGCUGCAGCCGAGUGACAAGCUGAAGAAACGGAUCCAGGCCAUACAGGAGCUAGUUCAGAGAGAGGAGGAGAAGGAAGAGGAAGAGUUUGUGAAUGUGAAUGAUUCUGGCCUGAAGCUUUAUAAAGGCCUUUUUGACAAACUUUACGAGCAUCAGAAAGAGGGUGUGGCAUUCCUGUACAGUCUAUACAGAGAUGGAAGAAAAGGCGGAAUCCUGGCAGACGAUAUGGGCCUUGGAAAGACUAUCUAGGUCAUCUCAUUUUUGUCAGGGAUGUACGAUGCAGAGCUGGCCAAUCACACGCUGUUCAUCAUGCCAACAUCUCUGAUAAAGAACUGGGUGCGUGAGUUUGGCAAGUGGACCCCCGGCAUGCGGGUGAAAGAGUUCCACGGUGCCAGCAAAGCUGAGCGGAACAGGAACUUGGAACGGAUCCAGCGCAAGGGUGGUGUCGUCAUUACCACCUACCAGAUGCUCAUUAAUAAUUACGAGCAACUUGCGUCCUAUGACCAGCGUGAGUUCCGUUGGGAUUACGUAAUCCUAGACGAAGCCCACAAAAUCAAAACUUCAUCCUCUAAAACAGCCAAAAGCGCUCACGCCACCAGCAAAAACCGCAUGCUACUGACUGGCACUCCAGUUCAGAACAACCUACGAGAGAUGUGGGCGCUUUUUGACUUUGCUUGUCAGGGGUCACUGCUGGGAACCUCCAAAACGUUCAAAACAGAGUAUGAGAAUCCAAUCACACGUGCACGGGAGAAAGACGCCACACCAGGAGAGAAAGCUCUUGGAUUGAGGAUCUCUCAAAACCUGAUGGACAUCAUCAAGCCUUAUUUCCUGAGGCGGACAAAAGCAGAUGUUCAGAAUAAAAAGCAGAAAGCUUAUGAAGAAGGCAAUCAGAACAAGGAAGAUCAAGAAAACAAAUGUCCAAAUGCUGGUCAAGGUGCAGAGAUGCCAUCGCUGACACGCAAGAAUGACUUUAUUGUGUGGACAUACCUGAGCUCAGUGCAGGAGGACAUUUAUAACCAAUUCAUCUCACUGGACCAAAUUAAGGAGCUACUGCUGACUACAAGGUCCCCACUGGCAGAGCUCACAGUGCUCAAGAAGCUCUGUGACCAACCCAGACUCCUCUCUGCUCGAGCUGUGACUCGGCUCGUCCUCGAGCAGGGAUCUGCCACUCACUCCACCCCUCUGGAAGGUGAGAGCGAGUCCGCACCGAGUCAGAUUGAUCAUAUUUCAGAUGAGACUUUGAUCGGUGAGUCUGGGAAGCUGCAGUUUCUGGUGUCUCUGAUGGAAUGUCUCCGUGAGGAGGGGCAUCGUACCCUGAUCUUCUCCCAGUCAAGGAAGAUGCUGGACAUCAUGGAGCGUGUCCUGCGGAACAGAGGCUUUCGUCUGCUCCGCGUGGAUGGCACGGUGACACAACUGGCGGAAAGGGAGAAGCGCAUUAUGCUGUUCCAGACAGACAGAUGCUACACUAUCUUCCUCCUCACCACUCAGGUGGGAGGCGUCGGCAUCACACUAACUGCUGCUAACCGUGUUGUGAUCUUUGACCCGAGCUGGAACCCUGCAACAGAUGCUCAGGCUGUGGACCGUGCCUACCGCAUUGGCCAAACCGAAAAUGUCAUCAUCUACAGACUCAUCACCUGUGGCACUGUUGAGGAGAAGAUUUACCGCAGACAGGUGUUUAAAGACUCUCUUAUACGGCAGACAACCGGCGAUAAGAAAAACCCAUUCCGUUACUUCAGCAAGCAGGAGCUGCGAGAACUGUUUAACCUCGAGGACAUGCGCUCAUCCUCCACUCAGCAGCAGCUACAGGCCAUGCAUUCGCAAAAUCGCCGCUCGGACACCAAACUAGACCAGCACAUCACUCGCCUUCGCAGUAUGGAGAUGUUUGGCAUCUCUGAUCAUGACCUCAUGUUCACUAAGGAGUCAGAUGCCGAUGAAGACGUCCCUGAGGAUGCAGAAUCGCAUCACUACAUACAGACACGUGUCCAGAAAGCACAAGAGCUUAUGCAGGCAGAAUCAGAACUGCAUGGCCAGCUGAUGGACAGCAUGGCCCAGAACACAGAACUGGCUUGGCUCAGGCAAUCAGGGCAGCAUGGUCUGCAGACGUCUGCCGGUAGAGACUGCCCAGCCCCUCCCCAUACCAAAGACUUGCCAGUCACUGUGGAUCUGACUCAUAACAGAUUCGAUGAGCCAGAACUGGAGGAAGAAGAGGAGCACAGCUCCCUGUCUUUUGAGGAAGUUGUAGGUGGAGGUGUGCUUGUGGAUGACACAUCUCCUCGGUCAGGUGUUAUCCCUGCUGCUGAUAGAUUGGCUGAUAGUCAUCAUGUGAUCACACUGGAUGACAGUUUAAAUGCUGGGGAUGAGCAACAAAACUCUGUAUACACCUCAUCAAGGCUCUCGCACAAGUUCCCCAAGCUGGGAGAUCUUUCUGUAAUGUCUGAUCAUCUUGAUGACGAAAAAGCUCUGACGGACAGUUCCCAUUCAAAUGUGCUCCCAUCGCCCUCAUUUCCAAUGGCCACUGCAAGGGAGUCUUCUAAGGCAAAGAUAGAGUUGCUUCAAGGAAACUUCAAUUUGCAGCUUGAGGACAGUGUAGAUAUGUUCUCCGUUGAGGAAGAGGAAGUUCAUGAAGAAGGGGAAUCUGUAGCUGAAGAAAGUGUUGAGUUUCAACUUCAGAUGGAUGUCAGUGGAGAUAGACUGGAAGCAGCCAGUAUCCAUGAGGGCAAUGGAGUCAGUAACCAUAACAACAGUGGAGUCAGUAACCAUAACAACAGUGGAGUCAGUAACCAAAACAACAGUGGAGUCAGUAACCAAAACAACAGUGGAGUCAGUAACCAUAACAACAGUGGAGUCAGUAACCAUGAAUCUGAUUUGAGACAGCGUUCUGCUUUGAACACAAGUGCAGAUGACUCGUAUGUGCAUUCUGUUCAGACAAGGAAAAAGAGGCAAGUAAUUUCUGACAGUGAAGAAGAGGAGGAGAAGGAAGAGUCAGAGAGGCCAUGUUUAACUAGCAGCCCAUUGGCUGAUGGCCUUUGCAGGCUGGGCUCCUCCACACCAAAAUCUUCUCUGAUUGACAGCUCUCGACUCAGGCGCAGCCUGAACACGUCAGCGGCAUCUAGAAGGUCUCUCAUGAUGUCUGUGCUCGGAAAUGAUUCUGAUGAAGAGUCAGCAGAGCAUAUUGAUGGAACAAACGAAUCAGAACUGAUAUCUGAAGCCAGUGAAAUUCAUCAAGAUGAAUACGUGAUGGAGGAGGAGGAGCCAAGUGGAGAAACUUUAAACACAGAGGAUGAGCUUGAAGAGGAAGAAAGUGAAGAGUCAAGAGGAGACAAGGAGCAAGAACAAUGGCACAGUGCCUUAACUGAAUCCACUGAGGAUGUUGAAUUAGAGUCUGGUGAAAUGAUGGACCAGUGUGCCCCUAAAACAUUUCCUCCAGAAACACCCAUUCUACCAGUUAGUUCCAUUAGCAGUGAUGUGACAUCCACAAAAGAGACGGCCUCUGUGAACUUGUAUGAUUCACUGGUUCUUUCUGGGAAACGUAGUUUGGCAGAGGGUAGGAAGCAGGAAGCUCUAGAUUUCUUUCUGAAGGCCAUUGACAUAAAUGCUGGUGAAGCUGAAAUCCAACUCCUGAUAAUUAAGUUGUACAGACAACUUAGCUAGGGAAACUAAACUAUGCACACAUGCAAGAGUUUAUCUUAUUUGUUCUAUAUAGAGACUAUUUUUGCCAGGCUUUUUGACUAAACAUGACUGAAUCGUACAGAACAGACCAGAAAAACUUGUUAAGAGAAGUAUAUA
Myxocyprinus asiaticus (Chinese sucker) is the source of this 4027-nucleotide messenger RNA. Its product is annotated as DNA excision repair protein ERCC-6-like. The record is from RefSeq and is a predicted model, not a curated record. Gene Ontology annotation, molecular function: ATP-dependent chromatin remodeler activity; ATP binding; protein binding. NCBI's taxonomy places the organism in Eukaryota, Metazoa, Chordata, Actinopteri, Cypriniformes, Catostomidae.